GAUAACAUAUACAACACACAAACAGUUCUAUAAUUCACCCUUGAAUACAUUAUACAAUUAAACAGGGUCUCGGAUGAGUACAUCUUGGAUUGAGGAACCACGCAAUGUAAAAGACCGAAGAUUUUGCAAAAUGGAACACAAAGACGAGACACGACAGAUGAGAGAAACCAGUAAUGAAGCUACAAUCAAGAUUGUUUUCGAUAAACUGGAUGCUAACCAUGAUGGCCAUAUAACACCGGAAGAACUUAUGAAUGGUGGGAAAGGUGUUGGUAUCAAGAUAAACUUAACGAGGGCAACAAAACUAAUCGACGAAAUAGACAAAGAAGGAAAUGGUUUUGUGACCUAUGGUGAAUUUCGAGCAUGUAUGCAAAAAGUAUUAGCGAAAAUUCAAAGAGACAAUGAAAUAUAUAAGAGAUCAUUUAAAAAGUUUGACGCAGAUGGAAAUGGAUUUAUUGAUAAAGAGGAGCUCCGACAGGUAUUAUGUGCUGGCGGUGGACGGAAGAUGUCGGAAGAGGAAGCAGAAGAAUUAUUUAACGAGGCAGAUGUAGAUCAAGAUGGUCAACUCACAUUCGAUGAGUUUGUUGAUUAUUUCUGCAGGAUCUGAUUUGGAAUAUUUUUUACGGAUACAGGAAAAAAUCCGGUGAUUGUGCAAUUCAAGCAGGAAAAUAUAUACAAUCAAGAAAAAGCCCAUUAUUCGUCAUAUAAAUCAUUUUAUAUUUUUACAUAAUUCCAAUGUUGUAUGUAAACUCUUUUUUCAUUGAUGAGUGUCAUGCCAACAGAAAGGUUUAUAAAUAUAUAAACGGAUGAAUUAGGAUCGAAAUAGUUGUAAGUGUUGAUGAUUUUUUUUAUAUGGACAUAACUUUAGUGAAUUAAUCGGAAUUAAUUGUGAUAAAGGUCAUUUUAACACGGCUUGUUGAUGUAGCCAUACUACCAUUCAGACACUCACAAACUUAACAUACAGUUUUUUAGAAUUAAAGUCAAAUGAUACUUCAAA
Messenger RNA from Mytilus californianus (California mussel), 994 nucleotides. RefSeq names its product calmodulin-like. The transcript is spliced from 5 exons. Gene Ontology annotation, molecular function: calcium ion binding; enzyme regulator activity. The record is from RefSeq and is a predicted model, not a curated record. The coding region runs from base 74 to 604 and encodes 176 amino acids. NCBI's taxonomy places the organism in Eukaryota, Metazoa, Mollusca, Bivalvia, Mytilida, Mytilidae.